GCCUUAUUACGCUAUUAUAUUUAAUAAAUAUAUUUUUUUCCUUGGUUUUAUAAAAAUUAUUAUUACUUAUGGACCGACUUGCGAAUAUUAUAAGUUUAAUAACCCCCAUUUAUAUAUCUUUUUUCCCCUUCCUUACAGAAUCAAUUCUCCAUUUUUCUUCUCUCUCUCUCAUUCUCCAUCUCCUCAUCUCCUUCAUAUUCUCCAUUGUCUGCUAGUUAAGGAAAACAAAAAUGGUGGAUCUUGAAAAAAGAGUGUGUUGCAUGUGUGGUGAUGUGGGUUUCUUCGACAAGCUCUUUCAUUGCAGCAAGUGCCUUAAUCGCUUUCAACACUCGUACUGUAGUAGCUAUUACAAAGAGCAAGCUGAUCCAAUCAAGAUCUGCGAUUGGUGUCAGUGUGAAGCGAGGACUCGAACCGGAACAAAGCACGGUGUUAACGGCGGAUCGUCUAAGAGAUCGUACCGGUCGGAAUAUUCUUCUGCCCACCAUAUCAAACAACAAGAGGUUAGCCAAAUUACUACAAGUAGUAGUAUCCCUCCAGCAAGCGAUAAGGGUAAAAAUGGCGUACCUUCUCCUAGAACGGCCACUCGCAGGUACAAGCUUCUCAAGGAUGUCAUGUGUUAGUAAUGUUUUCGAAUAACCAAAACUUAAGAGGGUUAUAGAGAGUUAAUUAGGAUCUGAGAUAAUAAUAAGACACAUGUAUGUAAGAUAUUAUUAGGGAUGUCGUAGAUUUUGCUAUGAGUGUGAGAAGCAAUGUAACUUGUGUCAUGGAUAUGAUGAUGUUAGUGAGUGUUUUAAAUUAGUUUUGAGUAUUUUUGGGCUGAAUGAUUGGUUAAUUAGCGAUGAUGUGUGUAUUAUCCCUCGUCAUUUGAUGACACUAUUCUGUCGCUAUUUAAAAGUAGGAUGCAUAGUUAACGAUCAUUUUAACACUGUUUUUAUUUUUGUAUUAAAAACUUGGUUGGUUUCAAAAAAAAAAGAGAGAGGAAUCAAUAAGUGUUAUCUA
This is a messenger RNA of Thlaspi arvense, 999 nucleotides long. NCBI's taxonomy places the organism in Eukaryota, Viridiplantae, Streptophyta, Magnoliopsida, Brassicales, Brassicaceae. The record is from the annotation of a GenBank genome assembly.